Closterium sp. Yama58-4 is the source of this 2035-nucleotide messenger RNA. Lineage: Eukaryota; Viridiplantae; Streptophyta; Zygnematophyceae; Desmidiales; Closteriaceae. The record is from the annotation of a GenBank genome assembly.
GACCCAGUCCAUCAUCAUCAACCCCAUUGCCGCCAUCAUCCUCUCUCUCUACAUGGGUCGUCUCUUAGCGAGGAUAGAGCGCCGCUUCAACCCCGAUGCACUGCCCUUCAGUGUCAAGGAGCAUGUGCUGAUUGGCAUAUUCGCCAACUGCGGCUCGGCCUUUGGCAACGGCAACGCGUAUGCCAUAGACAUUGUCACCAUCAUGAAGCAAUUUUACAAUGUUCAUUUGCCUUUCUUCCCGGCGUUUCUCCUCGUCACCACAACGCAAGUGCUCGGAUACGGAUGGGCGGGCAUGUUCAGACGCUACCUUGUGGAGCCAGCCCACAUGUGGUGGCCCACAGACCUCGUCUAUGUCUCCCUCUACCGCACCCUCCACGAGUCAGACACGCCAGCGCGGGGCAUGCUGACACGAGCCCACUUCUUCUUCCUCAUAACAGCGCUCUCCUUCUGUUGGUAUCUCGUGCCCGGCUACCUCAUCCCCAUCGUCUCCUGCCUCUCCUGGGUCUGCUGGCUCUGGCCCUCCUCCGUCACCGCACAGCAGCUCGGCUCAGGUCUGAGGGGCAUGGGUCUCGGGGCUAUUACUCUCGACUGGGCAACCAUGUCGGCCUUCCUCUCCUCGCCCCUCGCCGCGCCCUGGUUCGCCAUCCUCAACGUUGGAAUCGGCUUCGCCGUGUUCCUCUACAUCCUCAUUCCCAUCUGCUACUGGGGCAACGUUUUCGCCGCCACGCGCUUUCCCUUCCUCUCCUCGGGCACCUUCCAGUGGUCCGGAGAUCUAUAUCCCGUGCAGGCAAUUAUCACGCCGGAUUUCCGGCUGAACGAGACCAUGUACACGGAGCAGAAUCUUGCGCCGUUUAUUUCGGUGUUCUUCGCGCUGAGCUACGGGCUGGGGUUUGCGGCGCUCACUGCCACCGUGGUGCACGUGGCGCUGUGGUAUGGGCCCGAGAUCUACCAGCGGACGAUGAGUGCCGCCACGGAGGUCAAACCAGACGUGCACACACGUCUGAUGCGCCGCUACCCCAAGGUGCCCUGGUGGUGGUUCCUGCUGCUGCUCCUCGCCAACAUCGCUGUCUGCAUCGCCUUCCUCGAACUCAACACUUACUUCCAGCUGCCCUGGUGGGGCCUGCUGCUCUCCGCUGCCCUCUCACUCUUCUUCACGCUCCCCAUCGGCAUAGUCACCGCCACCACCAAUCAGCAGCCGGGGCUCAAUAUAAUCACGGAGAUGAUUUGGGGGUACAUUCGACCGGGGGAGCCGAUAGGGAACGUGUGCUUUAAGACGUAUGGGUAUAUCAGCAUGACGCAGGCGAUAGCCUUCUUGCAAGAUUUCAAGCUCGGGCACUACAUGAAGAUCCCCCCGCAAGCCAUGUUUGUGGUACAGGUAUUCGCCACUAUCUUAGCAGGUCUUGUCAAUCUCGGCACGUCCUGGUGGCUCUACGAUACCGUGGAGAACGGGCUCAUCUGCAAGGUCACGGAUGAGAAUUUUCCGGAGAAUUCCCCAUGGACGUGCCCCACAGCCAACGUGUUCUAUUCAGCGUCCAUCAUUUGGGGGCUGAUCGGUCCCGAGCGCAUGUUUGGCCCCACGGCCUUCUACAACAACCUCAACUGGUGGUUCCUUGGCGGGGCGCUCGCACCCAUCCCCUUCUGGGCCGCGCACAAGAUGUGGCCGCGCCAGGUGUGGUUGACCAAGGUGCACAUCCCAGUCAUGCUUACUGGUGUGGGCAUGAUGCCACCAGCCACGCCCAUCAACUUCCUGGGCUGGCUCACCAUGGGCUUUAUAUUCAACAAGCUUAUCUUCACUUACCGAAAGGACUGGUGGCGUCGGUACAACUACGUGCUGUCUGCAGCACUUGAUUCAGGAGUCAUGUUCAUGGCACUUUUCAUAUUCUUUGGGGUUCAGGUUGAAACCCCUUCUGUUUCCCUCUCCUGGUGGGGUGCUGGACUAACAUCUUCUGAUAACUGUCCACUGGCCAUGUGCCCAACCGAUCCCACAGCAGUUACAUCAAUAAACUCUGCAUGUCCAACGUAUGUCGGUACCUAG